This is a messenger RNA of Mitosporidium daphniae, 1713 nucleotides long. Its product is annotated as translation initiation factor IF-2Mt. Gene Ontology annotation, molecular function: GTPase activity; GTP binding. The transcript is spliced from 4 exons. The annotation marks the transcript as partial. The record is from RefSeq and is a predicted model, not a curated record. NCBI's taxonomy places the organism in Eukaryota, Fungi, Microsporidia.
GUUUUUAACUUUUUCCCAUGCGUAGACUUGGAAAAGCUUGCUACGUCCCUUCAAAUUGAAUAUCCUACCUUGACAUCUGAAGAGGUUAUAAGGGUUCUCGCAUCGGUACACUUAGAUGCCGAGGUACUUAUACGGAAUUCCCCUGAGAAAACAACUUCUGUACCUCUUUCAGCAUAUAAGAGACCUUUGAUGAACUCCCCAAACGAUGCCCAAAUUUGGCCUCUGCGUGCACCUGUUGUUACGAUUCUAGGACACGUUGACCACGGUAAAACAACGCUUUUAGAUGCAUUAAGAAAAACCAAUGUAGCUGCUGGAGAAGCUGGAGGAAUUACACAGCAUAUAGGGGCAUUCUCAGGUAGCAAGGAUUGUAGUCUCCCCUUUAGUGUGUAUACUCCAGGACAUGCUGCAUUUACAGAGAUGAGGCGACGUGGUGCAAAUGUCACCGAUAUAGCGGUGAUUGUGGUCGCAGCCGAUGAUGGAAUUAUGCCUCAGACAAUUGAGUGCAUAAAACUGAUAAAAGAAUCGCAGAUCCCAGUCAUCAUUGCGAUUACAAAAUCUGAUUUGGUCGUUGGGAGGCCUUCAAACUCGCUACUUAUUAUGAGGGAACUUGCGCGUUAUGAUAUCCAUGUGGAGCCUCUGGGUGGUCCCGUUCAAAUUGUCAAUAUUUCGGCCAAAAUAGGAAAAGGAUUGCCCGAUUUGCUUGCCGCAAUUUCUGCUCUUGGGGAACAACUAGAUCUUAGAGCUCCAGGAUUGGAUGCUGGACCUUUCGCCUUGGAUGCUUACGUUCUUGAAGCAAAGACAAUUCACGGAUUGGGCCCUACAGCUAAUCUAUUGAUCAAGGCUGGAAGCCUUUCUUUAGGCUCUAUUAUUGCUAGCCCCGAUGCCUUAUGUAAAGUUCGGAAAAUCUCUGGAAACACCAAGGUUGCAUUGCCUUCUCAGGCAGUUGAAGUGAGCGGAUGGCGGUCGCUUCCAGCGGUUGGUUCACACGUUCGCUACUUGGGAGAUUCUGAGAAACCAGAUUUUUUUGAUGACAUGAAAGAUGCUCUGCAAGCGCUAAAAGCCUACGACAGUGACGUUGUUGAGAAGCGGAUAUCUCCCGAUUCCCUAUGUGAUGUUUCGGGAUCUGUUGAGCCAAUUUCUCGUGUAAUUAAUUCAUUGGGAAGGAAUCCAAAAGUAAAAAUAAGAAUUAUCAGAGCAUCUGUUGGCCAUCCCACUCAAUGGGAUGUCGACUAUGCAAAGCUUGCAGAAGAGAAUCCAAAGAUAUGUGAAUAUGCCUCAAAUCUCAAACAAAAAAUAUACGCCUUUUGCAUUGUAUACGAGUUAGCAGACAGGUUAAAGACGCUAAUGGAAAGUAUGCUACCACCAAUCACUAUUGAAACAAAACUUUCAACGGCCAGAGUUAAGCAGGUUUUCAACAUAUCAUUCAACAAAGCAAAAGGAGGGGAUUCUCUUAUCGCUGGAUGUAUCAUAGAAGAGGGAAUCAUGAAAAAUAGCUCAUCCACAUAUAUAAGGAUACGGAGGAUGGGAGAUCUCAUCUAUUCUGGCAAGAUAAAAGAGCUUAAAGUGCAUAAGGAUACCGUGACAUCUGUAUCUAGAGGAAAGGAAUGUGGCAUGCACUUUGAUCCCAAGGUUGAUGAUCUUCAAAUGGGCGAUGAAAUUCACCUGGUCUCCCUGCACAUUGAAAAGGACAAGCUCCAAUUUGAAAUCCCAUAA